AUCGCUUCUCAGCGGGACGCGAAAUCCCGAACGCAUUUUAAUUCGAGCGGGCGAUAACCCAAAACCCGUUCGAUUUGGAUACUUUCCCUAUCCAUUUGAGAGCUUCCGGUCCCCUCUUCUUCGAUCCGUCGCCGAUUUAGGGUACUGUUGAGGUAUGAACGAACGGGACUUGAGGGAAUCCUUCUGUUUCUAGGGUUUCGGUUCGAUCCAUUGGCGGCGGCGGUGGCGCUGGAAAUAUUCGGAUUUUGCGACCAUGAGUGCGGUGAAUAUAACGAAUGUUACGGUGUUGGAUAAUCCCACGGCGUUCCUCAGCCCGUUCCAGUUCGAGAUCUCGUACGAGUGCUUGAUUCCACUUGAAGAUGAUUUGGAAUGGAAACUCAUAUAUGUUGGUUCAGCAGAAGAUGAAACUUAUGACCAGCUCCUUGAGAGUGUGCUUGUUGGUCCUGUCAAUGUUGGGAAUUAUCGCUUCGUUUUCCAGGCAGAUCCACCAGAUCCAACCAAGAUCCGUGAAGAAGACAUCAUAGGCGUCACAGUGCUACUGUUAACUUGCUCGUAUCUGGGGCAGGAGUUCCUCAGAGUCGGCUACUAUGUGAACAAUGACUAUGACGAUGAGCAGCUCAGAGAAGAACCUCCUCCAAGGGUUUUGGUUGAUAGAGUCCAGCGGAACAUCUUGGCCGACAAGCCUCGUGUCACAAAAUUCCCAAUCAGCUUUCAUCCUGACCCCAGCGAGAACGGAGGGCAGCAACAGCAGCCACCAGUCUCACCCGAAAGUCAUACAGAUGAUGAUCCACGGUCCAUCCAAAACUCCAAGUGUUAGCUGGUGCUUGUGCGUUUUAUCGAUGUCAUCUGUAGAACGGUAACUUCUCCAAGGUAUUGCCAAUUUGGCUAAUAUAAUUUGCUCUUUGAUCCGAAUACUGUGCCUGACCUGGAUGGCUGGUGGAACUGAGAUUAAGUACUUAGCCGGAGCUGUGUUUUCAUUUGAUGGGAAGGAAACUGCUCGGUUUGUACUCUGAUCCAUACUGUGCAGGUUUAUCGAUGGAACUUUGUAGCAAUACAGUAGUGAGCCUUUGCUCCAUCUAUUUUUGAGUGGGAAAUGAAAACAAAUUGUCAUUUA
Molecule: messenger RNA, 1114 nt
Organism: Musa acuminata AAA Group (dessert banana)
Lineage: Eukaryota; Viridiplantae; Streptophyta; Magnoliopsida; Zingiberales; Musaceae
Product: probable histone chaperone ASF1A
Exons: 3
Coding region: 254-817 (187 amino acids)
Biological process (GO): DNA replication-dependent chromatin assembly
Cellular component (GO): chromatin; nucleus
Molecular function (GO): histone binding
Source: RefSeq, a predicted model, not a curated record